CGAGUAUGAGAGAGAGAGACAAAAAGAGAGAAACUUGCGCACUUGGACUCGAGUUGUAUAGUGUGGGAAAAUAUCGCACACGCGCGCGUCUUGUGCUUAAACUGAGACCUGACAUCCCACACGCAGGUCCAGCUGCGGAUGUUCAACAUCUGUUUUGUCUGGAGUUGAUUCCACUUUUUAUAAAGGGAAAAUCCGGGAAAAUUUCCAUCAUUAGUAAAAACUAAAGAAAGGUUCACUAAGGAAACAGUCCCACUUUUGAGUGUUCCACACAGAAUGGAUUUGCCGGUUCUGGUUUUAGCGGCGGUGGUCCUGUCUUUUGCGUCCAGCACUAAACUGAAUGUGCCGCGCCUUCGACUGUCAUAUAAAGAUCUGCUGGCCACAAACCGUACAGCAGUCUUCAGCGGUUUACGUGGUGAUUUGCACUUGUCAGCUGUGUUUUUGGAUGAAUAUCAUGACAGGCUUUUUCUGGGAGGAAAAGAUGUUUUGUACUCACUGAGACUGGAUCAUACACAUGAUGCUAAAGAGAUUCAUUGGCCAUCGUUGCCUGGUAACCGUGAGGACUGUAUUCUCAAAGGGAAAGAUCCUGAGACAGAGUGUGCAAACUUUAUACGAUUGCUGCAGCCAUUCAACCGCACUCAUCUGCUGGCCUGUGGCACCGGAGCGUUUCAACCUGUGUGUGCGUACGUAAAUGUCGGACAUCGCGGAGAGCAUGUGUUCAGUUUGGAUCGUACCACGGUGCAGAACGGGAGGGGGAAAUGUCCUCAUGACCCUAAACUACCCUUUGCAAGCACCUUCACAGGUGGAGAACUGUACACAGGUCUGACAGCUGACUUUCUGGGUAGAGACUCAGUGAUUUUGAGGAGUUUAGGGUCUCGCUCAACCAUGAAAACAGAGACAGAUCAGCGAAUCCUGCACGAGCCCAGGUUUGUUGCGGCUCACCUCAUUCCUGACAGCGCAGACAGAGAUGAUGAUAAAAUUUAUUUCUUCUUCACUGAGAGAGCUGCAGAGACGGCAGAGAGAGACGAUGAAGGAGCCAUACACACGCGCAUUGGACGAGUGUGUGCGAAUGAUGUGGGUGGCCAGAGGGCUCUGGUGAACAAGUGGAGCACAUUUAUUAAAGCCCGGCUGGUGUGUUCUGUUCCCGGACCUCACGGCAUCCAAACACACUUUCACCAGCUUGAGGAUGUGUUCCUGUUAAGGACUAAAGAUGAAACUAAUCCAGAGAUAUAUGCAAUAUUCAGCACCAUCAGUAAUGUGUUUCAGGGCUAUGCUGUGUGUGUGUAUAGUAUGGCUGACAUCCGUGAAGCCUUUAAUGGGCCAUUUGCUCAUAAAGAGGGACCGGAUUAUCAGUGGGGACCUUAUGAAGGACGAGUCCCUUAUCCACGACCAGGAGUGUGCCCCAGUAAGAUCACAGCCCAGCCUGGCCGUGCCUUCCGCAGCACGCUGGAGUUUCCGGACGCAGUACUCCAGUUCGCACGGACGCACCCGCUAAUGUGGCGUCCAGUUUACCCCUCACAGCGACAGCCACUUCUGCUCCGCACGGGUGCGCCAUACAAACUCACACAAAUUACUGUAGACCGCACGCAAGCUGAGGAUGGAUACUAUGAUGUCAUGUUCAUUGGCACUGAUGUUGGCACGGUGCUAAAGGUUAUCGUAUUGGGAAAUGGUAACUUGCUCAACGCUGAAGAAAUUACACUAGAGGAACUGCAAGUGUUCAAGGUUCCCACUCCCAUAAUCUCUAUGGAUAUAUCUGUGAAGAGGCAAACUCUCUUCGUGGGCUCAGAUACAGGUGUGAUUCAGGUGCCUCUGCACCGCUGCAGUAUGUAUGGUAAAGCUUGUGCCGAGUGCUGUCUGGCUCGAGAUCCCUACUGCGCUUGGGACGGACACUCAUGCACACCCUACCUGCCAAACACGAAACGCCGAUACCGCAGACAGGACAUUAAACACGCAAACCCUGCAGUGCAAUGCAUGGACCAAAACCUCAGCGUGGAUGAUCUGGAUAUGACUGAAGAACAGGUUGUUUAUGGCACUGAAAACAACAGCACAUUUUUGGAGUGUGUCCCCCGAUCACCACAGGCCACCGUCACCUGGCACAUUCAGAGAGAUGACUACUUAGAGGAGGUGGUAAUAGAUGAACGAAUUACCAAGACAGAUGAUGGUUUGUUGUUUCGCCGUGUGCUCCGUCACGACGAAGGCAUCUAUGUGUGCCGAUCUCGGGAACAUGCAUUUACACAAACCCUCGCUCGCUUCUGGUUGGAUGUUUUACACGCCGACACUCUGUCGAACCUCCUAUCACAUGACAGCAAAUAUAAAGUGUGGUCACCGUGCCCUGGCCACAUGUCUUCUAAUCGUACCCCAGCAAGAGCGUGGUUUAAGGACGUCUUGCAGCUGAUUGGUCCUUCGAACCUACCGCAGGUGGAGCAGUACUGCGAGCGUGUUUGGUGUAAUGAAAAGCUGAGAAGGAAACACAAGAGCAUGAUGGACAAAUAUCGGCAAGCGCACGACUCUGCGAAGAAAGCACGGGUCCAAAAGAGCGCCGGGGAGCGAAUCCGAUCUCCACGGGAUCUCCGCACGGCAGAGUAAAAUAAAGACUUAUAAGUAUGGACUUUUAAUGGAAAAGUGGACUUUUACAUAGCAGCACACAGCCAUUAACUUUGCCUGACUGACACAAACACAUUUUUUUUGUUCAUGGUGAUUUUAUUUAUGAAUAUUAUAGGUGUAGCGUGUCCCACUGUUGUUUCGGUUGAUGAGGGAGUUCUGCAUUGUCCUCUGACUGAUGCUGUGACCAUGGCAGCAACACCCCAUCAUCUCACAGCAGACCGUGGCUAAAGUUAUUAAUGUCUCACUUAAGCAUUUAGCAGCUGCAAAACUUUUUCUGGAACAAAUGAGGGUAUGCAGGAAGUGCGAAAUUGGCUUUAGCAGUAGAUUGGAGAGCUGCCAUUGCAAUAACAGUUGCCAAAAAACACACAUUCAUUCAGAACGUAUCUGGCUAUGAUACAACUGGGCAACAUUUUUCUUAAUGUUGAACUGAGUGACAGUGCAUAGCAAAGCUUGGUUUGCCAGUCCGUUAAGCUGUAAGGAAAUUAUAUUUUUAAGAAAUUAAGACUUUUCUGGUAAUUUAAUCAUAGACUGACGACCGUUGGGACUUCAACAGAACUGAAAAGCUUUUUAGGGGAAAUCCUGAUUGUGUUCAACUUUGUACAGGCUUAAUUUUUUGCAGGUUAUAUAUAAAGCUUUUUAACGUGCAAACUUAUAGGUUUGAACAGAACUGACCAGGAUUUGUGAAUCAGUCAUUGAUAACAUGCAUUCUAAUCAGACGUGGUGCACUAAAGCUUCAAGCAAUAAAAGAGAUCUUUUAAGAGAAGUUUCCUAUACAGGGUUUAGAUUAAGCCAGGAUUAGGCCUUAGAUAUAUAUAAAUAUUACAUAGAAAUAUCUUUAAAAAACAUUUUUGUACAUCUUGACAAAACAAUGACAGUGAUACACUCUUAGGAAGGUUGUGUUCAUUUUUUACACAUCUUUGUGCAUUAAGCUUUUAACACAUUAUGUGUCAUUUUGUGUUGAUUUUGUGUUUUAAUAAAACACAAGUUGUUAAAAGUAAAAACUUUUAAGUGUUAAAAGUAACACAAAAUGUGUUGUUUCAAUAAUAACAUAAAGGUGGGUGGAUUUUGGGACAACACAUUUAGUGUGUUGUCCCAGAAUCAACACUAAUGUGUUGAUUUUAACACAUUCGUUCUAAGAGUGUAUAUGAAGAGUUUCGUUGCAAAACAAGAUAAAUCCGUUUUUAAAAUUUUUGUCAAAACAUUUUUAUUAUUAUGUUAUCAUUUUGUUUUAUGGUGCUACUUAGCUGUAUUUUUUAAGUUAUGAAGGUUUAAAUCAAAACAAACCAACUGCAGUUGAAUUGAUAUUAAUUGGAAUGCACAACCAAAAAACAAGAUUUCUGAAAAAUUAAAGUUAUCUCGUUUUGCAACGAAAAUACUUUUACAAUACUGUUAAUCCUGGCCUCAGACUAUUCAGAAAUACCAGUUUGUUGGCAAAAAGUCCCUCUAAGUGCACAGAAACAAUGGUGCAUGCAUUUUUUUACUUGGUUAAAGGGCGUUUACCAAAUAUUAGGACAUUGACUGAAUUUAUGAGACUUGUAUGUUUAUUCAGAAUGCACAGGGAAGAGUGACUAGAGAGAGAGAUAGCGUGGGAUUGGGAAACGACCGUGGAUCACGUUUAAACUUGGGUCCUGGGUGGGUUCAUAGACCUGAAUACAACCCGAAUGUGGCAGACACAUCAUCCCAGCUCCCUCUAUGUGUGGUUCUGUUUCUUCCUUUUUAUCUUUUUCUGUCUUUCAUCAUUUGCAAAGUUUCUACACUUUUAAAAACACUGGGUCAAAAAAACUAGGUGCAAUUAUAAGCUAGACUGGGUUGUUUUAACCCGUUGUUGGGCCAAAUAUAAACAUUUUCUGGGUUAAUUUUAAACCAAUAUCUUGGUUUGUCCCUUUUGGCCUAAUGCUGGAUUGAAAAAGUGUGUGAAAUUUUUAAAGUGUAGUUGCGUCUGUAGAGGUUUUUGCCAAUAAAAGCAUGCAUGCACUUAGAGGGUUUUGCAGCGAAAGACAGUACAUUUUGUGAAAAUAAGGACUAGUAACCUUUUCAUUGGUAUUAAAGUGAAAUUACUGAACCUAAACAUUAGAGCUUGAUAAAAAUGUCUCUUUUACAGGAUGAACACUUCAUAUAUAAAUAAUAUUAGUCUGGGACUAGUCUUAAGGCCUGUUUGGGAAACCACCCCAGUGUUUAUUUGUGCAGUGUUAUGCUGGAAAACCCUGCUAAUAGUAAAGUCUAACUGGUCUCAGAUCCUUCUCCAAACAGUAAUAUGAUUGGCUCAGACUGCUGUGGCACAAUGCUGUAAUGUUUAGUGUCAACAGACAAAGUGCUUGUUGCUAAACUCGUAUCAAGUAUCUGGUUAGGACGCUGUGUUAAGCUGCCUACUUAGAGGCUUUUGUAGCACUAAUGUGAAAAAAUAAUCUUCCUCUUUCUUGCUAUUUACUACUUUUUCCCACCCAGGUUAUUUGCUCCCUUUUAUUUAGACUCAAAACUCCUGCACCACUUGAACUGUGUUUAUUUAUUUAUAGUCAUGAAAGUCUGGAAGAAAUGACUGCUUUCUCUAAAAACCUUUCUGUUUGUAAAAGAAACACGAUCAUUUAUUAUCAACACGUCUGUGCCCUGACUGGAAUGACUGCAGAAAAGUUGCACUGAAAAUGUGUUAUUUGUGUACAGCAGAACCGCUCUUUAUUUACUUUGAACUGUUAUUGGUGAAGCUUUAAAAAUAUAUAUAUUUUUUGACUGUGUAGAGGCAUUCGUUCAAACAGUUGUGUCAAGUCGUGCUGUACUUUUUAACAUAAACACUAUCAUUAUUCACUGUUUGAAACAUAAUGGUUGUUCUGGUCUUUCUCUGUAGUAUAUUUAUGUGUUAUUUAAGUGAUUCUUGCAUGCAGAAACUCCAACCUGAGUUUGGUUUUAGUGAUACAUAAAUAAAAACAUUUCACUGAA
This is a messenger RNA of Paramisgurnus dabryanus, 5532 nucleotides long. RefSeq names its product sema domain, immunoglobulin domain (Ig), short basic domain, secreted, (semaphorin) 3bl (gene sema3g). Lineage: Eukaryota; Metazoa; Chordata; Actinopteri; Cypriniformes; Cobitidae. Gene Ontology annotation, molecular function: semaphorin receptor binding; chemorepellent activity. Gene Ontology annotation, cellular component: plasma membrane. The record is from RefSeq and is a predicted model, not a curated record. Gene Ontology annotation, biological process: semaphorin-plexin signaling pathway; negative chemotaxis; neural crest cell migration.